GGGCAUGUGGGUGUAAAUACAUCAAAAGUGAUCAAAGCUAUAUAAUUCAAAUUAUUCCCUCACCUAUAGGAUAAUUUACAGGUCAAACAUGCCUCCCAAGCGGAAGCGUUCCGGCAAUGGACCCGAGCAAAGGAGUGAGACGCGCAACAAGCCUUAUGCCUACUUGAAGCCCCAGGUCCGGCAGGUCUCCGAAAGGACCAUCAAAUCCAAGUGGUCCACACUUCCGGAGCCGGUUCAAGACAGGGUGCGCGAUAUGUUCCGGGCCCUGGAGCGUCCAGUUAUUGUAAGACAGCAUAACGAGGGCAAACGCAUCGAAGCACAGGCUGCUGUUCAAGCUGUUGUGAAAAAUCUGGGAAAGCGGCUUCCGCGCAUGCCAUUUCCUCCAGUCACGAAAGACUCUGUCUUUGAGUACGAGGCAGCGCUCAAGGAGCAUUGUUCCUUGGAGGCUACUUUAGCCACAGUGACUGAUAGUAUCGAUCUCUUGAAGGCUGAAGUCGAAAAGGAAGAAGCUAUGCUCGAAAGAGAGAAGAAGCAACUGCAGGAAAUGGAGAGGAAUGCGAAGCGAGCAGAAGCGGAGAGGAAGAGGCAAUCGAAGAACGAGCACCCUGUUCUGCGGCAGGUCGACAGCUUGCCUGACGAGUAUAACCAGAAGCAGUCCGAUUUUACCCUUGCGGGAGGAAAAGAAACCCAAACGAUGUUCGACGAGCUUGAAAAUGACCCAGAGGUCUCGAAUAUCCUGAAACAACUGACUGGGCAUCUGAAGUCAAUGCAAAACAAUACCGCACCCGUUGCCGGUUUGAAGGACGCAAUUGGCAGGUCGCAUGCAGCAUUGAGUCUAACAUUUAUGCCCGAAGACUGAAACCACAAACAUAUGCAUCAAUGGCAAGUCCAAAACGAUUGUGCUGUUACAGUUUGUACGCCGUCUGGAGCGCGUACUCGAAGAUGCAAGCCUCAUGCCAGUCUUCAAGAUCUCUUGGAAAACAAGUCAUGCGCAGGACGGUAUUUGAUAUCCUACGGUCGAUCAAGGCAUCGCGAGCUAGUUUGACGCUACGUACCUGGAAGGUCUACCGCAUCGACUUUGUAUAUAUCCCUCACAGGACACCAGUGAUAUAUGGGGCUAAACGAAUUCCCGCCCCUCGGAGAAUUGGUCCUCCUAUUCAGGACAAGCUGGGCCUCAUCGC
Aspergillus eucalypticola CBS 122712 is the source of this 1181-nucleotide messenger RNA. RefSeq lists its product as uncharacterized. Bases 89 to 859 code for a protein of 256 amino acids. NCBI's taxonomy places the organism in Eukaryota, Fungi, Ascomycota, Eurotiomycetes, Eurotiales, Aspergillaceae. The record is from RefSeq and is a predicted model, not a curated record. The transcript has 5 exons.